Messenger RNA from Vanrija pseudolonga, 1665 nucleotides. RefSeq lists its product as uncharacterized. The transcript is spliced from 2 exons. The coding region runs from base 1 to 1665 and encodes 554 amino acids. The record is from RefSeq and is a predicted model, not a curated record. Lineage: Eukaryota; Fungi; Basidiomycota; Tremellomycetes; Trichosporonales; Trichosporonaceae.
AUGAGCGCCCUUCACAACACUGCGCCGCGCUUCCGAGCAGCAGGCGGCCCUUCGUCACAAUUGUCAACAGCUGUGCCCCCACCGUUUGCCCAAACGCUCGACCUUCCGCCGCGCCUCGCGCCUUCAUUGGCGACGCCUCUCGCUACCCCCUUAGCGACUCCCCUGGCGGCGCCCCCACCGCCUCCACUGCAUUUGUCCUCGACUCAGCCAGCACCGCGUAGCACCCACCGCUACGCGGGGGCCGACCACACGCUGGGCCCUACGUUCAGCGAGGAGGAAGACGGCGACGACUCGGACUACAUUGCCGCUAAGAUGGCUGCCCUCGGGUUUGAGCCAUCACGGUCAGGCUACUACCAGUCGCUACCCGUGGCCGAGCUGCAGCGCAAGGUGCAGACACAUCAGCAGGCACAUCAGCAGGCUCAGCAAGCCCGACAGAUUCUGCAGGCUCAGCAGCUGCAUCAGCUGCAGGUGCAGCGGGCGCAGCAGAGCGCGUCUGCCCUUCAAAGCCUUCUCCAGUCCAACGACCCCCAGGCGCUGCGUGAAGCUCUUGCCCUCAUCGAGCUGCAGCGUGCCCAGCAGGCUGCGACAACCCCGCCCAUGCACCUCGAGCGAGCUUACGCCGCACAGCUAGAGCUCGCAGCGCUUCAACAGCAGCAGCGGGCUGCUGCCGUUCAGCAGAGCCCAGCAUACCAGCGGGCUUUGCAGCAGCAGGUCCUCGCCCUCCAAGCGCAGUACACGGCGCAGCAGGGGCAGAGGCAGGCCCUCGCCGCCCAGCUGGAGGCCGGCGCUCUGCGCCGCGAGCGAGAGCGCGACCGUGAGCUGCGCGAGCGGGAGCGCACGCGCCCGAUGAGCCCAGAUGACGCCCGUGUGCGCGCCGCAUUCGAAAAUGGCCCUUCAAGUGGCUACUUCCCACCCAUCUCUCCCCCCGUCGACUCGGCCGCCGCUGCGGGGUGGACGACGACGUUGUCGCCUACUGCAAAAGUGGCGGCGGCACCCCAAAACAGCUCCGAGUGGCCCUUUGGCUGGAACCUGCCCUCCGCGCCUGGUCGCCAGUCCUCGAGCGGCUCGUCGAGCAGCACGAGACCAGCCUCCCCACCCGCCAUCACGACGUCACCGCCAACUUCGGCACCGCCUGCUGCGCUUGGGCGUUUCGCGCGUGCGCGUCAAGACCAGGCCGCGGCUCAGGCUGCCGUGCCUGGCGUUUCGCCUCUGGCCGCUUUACUGUCGCGUCGGAAGGCGACCGACGACGACGCGUUGUCCAUUGGCCCCGACACGGCUGCGACCUCGCCGCUCUCCGAGCACGGUCACCAAGGCCCCGUGAACGGCAGCACGCUGGGCCGUACGCCCAAGCCGCGCCAGUGGUCCACGGUGUCUGAGCGCGUCGUGGCGUCCGACUCGCUGUUCGUCAAGGAGCCCAUGUCGUACCUCGGCUUUGAGCGUAGCGCGGCGACGCGCUCGGCGUCCUUCUCGUCCUACUCGCGCGAGGAGGCCAAGAACAUGGCCCAGCAGGGCGCUGUCCCGGCGUCCUAUGUCAUCCGCCAGCCGUACGGCCCUCCCGGGUCCAUUGACGAGAUUGGCGACAAGAACUUUGCAACCCGCAUCCGCCGCAAGGCAGGGCUCAACCUCGGCAUGCUCAACCGCCGUACUGAGAGCGCCGAGGUCUGA